This is a messenger RNA of Gossypium raimondii (Peruvian cotton), 780 nucleotides long. RefSeq lists its product as uncharacterized. The coding region runs from base 118 to 609 and encodes 163 amino acids. The record is from RefSeq and is a predicted model, not a curated record. The transcript is spliced from 2 exons. Lineage: Eukaryota; Viridiplantae; Streptophyta; Magnoliopsida; Malvales; Malvaceae.
ACGUACUAAACACUUUGGAGAAACGUCCCAAAUUUUCCUUCUUCAUUCCCCCCAACCGACCUCCAAAAAACCAUAGCCGCCGUUGAAACAGCGGCUUGUGACGGCGCUGCUGAACUCAUGCCGAAACGUUACCGUCCUCCGCCUCCACCACCUCCUCAACUACAACCACGGCCUUUAUACAAGCAGCGUUCGUGGUCUCCCGACGUGGAACGAGACGAGGCGUGGCUGAGACGGAAGGAAAGCCACGGCCACAGCCACGGCCACAGCCACGGCCUCCGCCGAUCUCAGAGCUUCUCAAACGAUGAUUUGGAAGAGCUCAAAGGCUGCAUCGAGUUAGGUUUCGGUUUCGAACCCGACUCGCCUGAAUUGGAUCCGAAGUUAUCCGAUACUUUACCCGCUCUGCCGUUCUACUGUGCCGUCAACCGUCAGUACAGCUGUAGAUUGUCGAGGACUUCGUCGGCAUCUUCGAUAGGAUCUUUCAGUGACGCUGGCAGCACAAACACCAUAAUUGAUCAAGGCGAUGAUCCUCAAACGGUAAAGACUAGGUUGCGACAAUGGGCGCAGGUGGUGGCUUGCUCGGUGCAGCAAAUUUCAGGGAAUCCAAAUUGAUUUGCCGUUGGAGGUUUUCUUGUAUAAAAAGGAUAAUGGAAUUUGAUGUAAUUAAUUACAUUUUCAUUUAGGUUUAUAUAAUUUAUGAAUUUCAAUUUUUUUUUUGUAAUAUAUGAUUUUCAUUCCAUUGUAAUAUAAAUUUUGAUCAUUGCUUUUUGUGGUUUUGGACAA